Molecule: messenger RNA, 2280 nt
Organism: Closterium sp. NIES-67
Lineage: Eukaryota; Viridiplantae; Streptophyta; Zygnematophyceae; Desmidiales; Closteriaceae
Source: the annotation of a GenBank genome assembly
UCCGGCCGACCAGCAGCGCCAUCGCACCGCACCGCCGCACCACCCCUGCCAUCCCACGCAGCUGACGUACGCGGCGUCCGUGCACCUCGCCGCGCGUCGACAUCGCGAGAGACAGCCGUCUGCCGCCUUCAACCCUCCGCCGCAUACUCGGGUCCAGUGGCCCUCGCCCCGCCACACUGCACCUGCCUCUGACCGCGAGGACGCAUUAUCGGCCCGUGCGCUGCCCCUUGCUGCCGCGACCUGCGCGAUCGAUACUGCCGCAGGUUCGCCGCGUUUUUUCCAGCGACUUCCGCCGCUUGUAGUGAUGAGCUCAGUGACGAGGAUGAGACGACGGCGCACGUGACGCCUUGGCUUGACGUCGUGCCUCUCUCGCCGCGCGUGCAUCGCAAAAUGCCCCUCGUUCUCUCUCUCGCCUCCCCCCCUGCGAUUUCUCCCAAAUGCCCUCUCCUUUCGCGCCGAUCACGCCUUGCCGCCAAUGGCUACUUGCCACGUCGAACAGCCGAACCAACUCCAGAGCUGGCGGCGCCGAAAGUUGGCGGGAUACCGUGGCGUGGGGAAGUGGCGGGUCGGAUAAUGACGUCAGCCGCUUGGGGGAGUGAGCGGUGGUGCGUUGGAGAGCGAGAAGCGCAUCGGAGGACAGGGGGAAGGAUAGCGGCGAGCGCGGGGGUGGAGGAAAGGGGAUGUGAGGAGGCGAGGGGGGAGGGCGAGGAGGGGGUGGAGGGCGAGGAGGGGGUGGAGGGCGGUGAGCCGGGGGGUGGUAGGAAGGAGCGGGAGAGGGGAGGCGGAGGGAGGGAGAGUGGGAGAGAUGGGGAGGAGGCGGAAACAGAGGGAGGCGGAUGGGAGGGGGAUGUGGAGGGCAAGUGUGGCAGCAGUAAUGGUGACGCUGGGGGCAUUUGCGCGGCGCGGUUCAAAUACAUGAUGGUGCUGGCGUACGACGGCACGGACUUCUACGUCCAGGCUGGCAGCGGCAGGCGCAUCGCCCCACGGUGCAGGGCGCGGUGGAGGCGGCGCUGGGGACGUACACCAAGGAGAGCCGCGACGCGCUGGCCGUGCUGGGGGCCUCGCGCACCGACGCUGGUGUGCAUGCCUGGGGGCAGGCAGGGAAAGGUGGAGCGCGGAUGUGCAGGCGGUCAGAUGGGACGCGAGGGCGCGACAAGGGACGAGGUGACGAGGGACGAGGUGACGAGGGAGAAGCUAGUGAUUGUGACGCACUGCCUCUGUCUGGAUGGAUGGUUUUGGAUCUGCAGGGAAGUGUGCGCUUUUAACUCUCUUCCUCUGCGCACUCCUUCCCGUCCCUCCCUCCGUUCCCAGGUAGCCCACUUCACCACCACCUCCCCCAUAUGCGACCUCCCACGCAUGCACCGCGCCCUCAACGCCCUGCUCCCCCCGGCCAUCCGUGUGCGCUCCCUGCGCCCUGUGCCCCGCUCCUUCCACGCGCGCCUGCUGCCCGUGGGCAAGCGCUACCACUACAGCGUGCUCAACUCCCGCGUGCCGCACCUGCUGCCGCACCGCCGCGCCACCGUCCUCAGCUACACCCGGGGCCUGCUGGACCGGGGGCGCAUGGCGGAGGGCGCCAGGCUGUUCGUGGGGCGGCGCAACUUUGGCGCGUUUGCAAACGCGUGCGAGGCGAAGGAGAAGGGUGCUGUGAGGGAGAUCACGCGGUUUGAGCUGGUGGGGGAGACGGACUGCUGGCUGGGCGCGGUGGACCCGGGGGAGCAGUCGCCAGUGUUCCGUUUUGAGGUGGAGGGCACGGGCUUCCUCUACCGCCAGGUCCGCAACAUGGUGGGCCUACUGCUCCAAAUAGGAGUGGGCGCUCUGCCCCCCGCCAUAGUCACGGACUUGCUGCUCUCUGGGGACCGGCGCCAGCUGGCACGGGUGGCGGCCACGGCCAAGGCGCAGGGGCUGGCGCUCAUGCGCGUGGACUACCCCCCCAGCGCGCUCGUUGCGCCGCCUGGCUCCCCGCCGCCCAGCCUGAGUUACUUUGAGCCGUGAAGUGUUGGCCCUCACUGGCACGGCACAUGGUACUCAUGCCCUCAUGUGAGCUUCCUUCUCUGAUCAGGCCAGGGACAUGCGGCUACGACUAAUCACAUCAGUGCUGAUCCCUGGGUUCAAGACUGGUUCGCGUUGCGGCUUCAACAUCGAUAUCAUGCAUCAGAUUGCUUUUCGAUUAGGAAUGAGCGCAUGCAUACAUGGGUUUAUAAUAGAGAUCACAUACAAAGAAGGUGGAAUUGUCCUAUCCUAUCUUCAGCCUUUAUUAGAUAACAAGAGAUACGUUUAGAA